AUGCAGCACAUGGCUGGGGCCGGCCAGAUGAUGCAGCAGCAGAUGAGGAAAGGGUCUCACCCUCAGCUCCAGCAGAUCGUGUAUCAGAACCUGGUCCAGCACACACAACCAUUCACCAGCCUAUGCUGGCAGUCCAAUGUCACUGUCCUUGACCGUCUUGGUAAAACCAUGAACCUCAUCACCAACAUUGCACUCGCCAUGAACGGUUAUGAUCACUUGAAGGCAGCCGAAUUUGGCUGCAACUUUGAGCGCAGCGUGUUUCACGAAUCCCCGACAAAGGAAGCUUACGAGCGGGAGAUGACCAACAAGAUGGUCGAGUUUUACAAACAACGAGAGGCCAACGGAACCAACAUUACGAACAAACUGAACGCCAACGCGCAGGCUCAAGCCCAAGCUCAAGCCCAGGCUCAGGCUAUGAUGCAGAUGCAGAUGGGACGCGGAAUGGGGCAAGGCCCUCAGCAAGGCUUCCAGCCGAUGCAACACCAGCUCCAGCCCGGUCAGAUGCCCCAGCAACAGCAACAAAUGCCGAUGGGCAUGAACAUGGGAGGCAUGGGCAUGCCGAACCAAGCAGGUCGCGGGAUGGGCCCGAAUCAACAAAUGAUGGGAAUGCCAGGAGGACAGAACCGACAGCAGGCUUUCCCUCAAGAAAUGGCGCGAUUAUCAGCACAAGACAAGGCCAAGGUUGCCGAACUUGCCACAAAGAUCAUGAGCAAUGCCACUGAAGAACAGAAGAGCGCGACCAGGAUGCAACUCUCAAAAGGACUGAGUCCCGCUCAACUUGCCGAGUUUCAAGCCCAAGGGAAGGAUCCGUUAAUUUGGUUCUAUCAAAACCAUGCUUUCCAGAUUCUCAAAAACAACAUGGGCCGACUGCAGCAGCAACAGCAGCAGAGAGGUCAACCGCAGCAAGGCAUGGGCCAGAACCCUAACAACCCCCAGGCGGCUAUGAUGCAACAGCAGGCAAGCCAGAAGUCCCUUCACCAGCAGGGCCAACAACCCCAGCCUCAACCUCAGCAACAGCUCCCCCAGCAGGGUCAGCAGCAGGGCCAACAGCAGCAAGGGGUCAAUGGCGCGCAAGGAGGAAAUGACUUUACCUCGUUCACUCCUAACAUGGACAGUAUCAAAGACCAGCAGAUGAACGGUCUCAUAGCCCAGCAAAACGGUCAGAUGGUUGUACCCGCGAGCAGCGGACCGAACCGCAAUCCUACACCGCAGCCCAUGGGCCAGAACAUGCCUAACCAGCAAGGUCCAAACCAAGGCGCCCGUCCCCCUCAGCAACAACAGCAGCCACAGCAGAAUGUGAAUCUCCAGCAGAUGAAGAUGAACCAGGCCGCUCAGUCCCAGAGCCAGGCUCACAUGAAGUCGAUGCAAGGCCAGGCUGGCGUUGGUGGAAACAUGCAGCCUUCUCAGAGCCCUGCCAUGAAUACCCUCAAUACUCCUGUUUCGCGACCGCCGAACGGCAUGAACCCGAUGGGCAACCAAGCUGGCGUCCAGUUUGGUGAUCAACGGUUCAAUCAGGGAGCUCAGAGACCAAACAACCAGGCCUUCCAGAACAUGCUCGCCAACCUUUCAUCAGAACAGCGUGCGACCAUCAGCGGUUUGGCUCCGGAUCAGCUCAACGAGGUGAUGCAACGAUGGCAGAAUCGGCGACAGGAGAACAUGGCAAUGAAUGGCCAGGGCAACCCGGGGCAGAUGCAGAACCGACCUCCAGGCCAGAUGGGCCAGAUGAACCCCAACAUGGGUGGGCAAAUGCCUGUCGGCAUGCAACAGCCUGGCGGCCCGAUGAACGGCAACCAGCCACAGAUGCCAAUGCGUAUCCAGAACCCACAGGCGGUCGCCAUGAUGGACACGAUGGAUUUGCCUCCUCAAGUUCUACAACAUCUGAACCAAGUUCCUCCUGAGGUUAAGAAGUGGGGGCAGCUUAAGAUGUGGCUCAACCAGAACAAUGUUGGUCAGAAUGUUCGCAACCAGUUGGCAACUGUGCAACAGAGGCAGUUCCAGCUCAUCCUCCAGAGGCGCAAUAACAUGAUGCCACAGCAGCAGCAACAGCAACAGCAACCGCAGCAGCAGCCUCAGCCCCAGCCUCAGCAACAACACCAACCCCAGCCGCAACAACAGCAGCCUCAACCCCAGCAGCAGCACAACAGCAACCGCAGCCUGGCCAGCCUAACAAUGCGAACCCUGGCAUGCAAAAUCCUGCAAGUGGCCAUGAACGUUCCACCCCAAUUGCUUCAGGCUACUGCCCAAGACCUUGCGCAAGUUAGGAGCCAAAGGCCAACACUGGCCAACAUCCCAGAUGAACAGCUGCGUGCUAUGGUCAUCCAGAUGAAGAAGCAUUCUUGGAUGCAGCAGCAACAGUUGCGAAACCAGGCGCAAGCCCAAGCUCAGGCCCACGCACAAGCCCAGGCGGCUCGCAACCAGGCCCAAGGUCAAGGCCAGCAGCCUGUUCAGAACCAGAUGGGUGUUCCUCAAGCGCAGAUGCAGAUUCAGCAGCCGCCACAGCCCACUCAGACUCCACAGCCCCAGAACAUGCAGGUGCCAGAUAUGGGACAAAAUGCUACUCCUCAGACAACUGGCCAGAGGCAGCCGAGCGCGACCCCCGAACAGACACGAGGUCCUCGACAGCAAACGGCCAACAACCGGGCCCAGCCUCCCAAUCCAUCACCGGCGUCAGCCCCAAAGAACCUGAAGCGACCCAGCAACGAUGAGAAUACCGACGUUCCUGAACCUGCCAAGCCAGCACCGACAAGACCUGCUUCUCAGCCGAACCAACAACAGCAAAUGCCUCAGCAGCAGCAACAACAGGGACCCAAGCAAAUGCCGAACCUUGCUUCGCUCUCACCAGAACAAAGGGCCAAGUACGAGCAGUUGAUGAGAAUGCAGAUGGCGAACAGGAUGGGCAACCAGGAUGAGAUGGAGCGCCUCAAGGCAAUUGGACAAGAAGAGCAGCGGCAGGCGUUGCAGGAGCCUCUGACCGACAUCCCUAUGUCGCCACAGGAGCAUGCUGAGACGGCGAACAGACUGCAAAGGAUUGUCCUUGACAUGAACAAGAUUGGUCGUGGGCUGCGCAAGUGGUAUAGCGUCACUCGCGAUGAGGCGCGUGCUAGGAUGUUCUUCCGAACACGAUGGCGGAUCAUGAAACAGUUUGCGGACGGUGAACAGAUGAAGGUGCUCAAGGAGACAUUCAGCAUUCGGUGUGCUGAGAUCGACCAGGCUCGGGCGAUGCUGGAGAGUAUGGCUAAGGAUCUCGCUGCUAGUGUUUACGCAUCUCAAAAGUAUGGCGAGAUGCAGCGACAGCAGCAGGCACAGCAAGCACAGCAGGCGCAGCAGCAGGGAGGCCAACCAGUUGCUUUGAAUGCUGAGAAUCUGCGUAGAAACUCGCAGGCUCAGGCCACCGCCCCUAAGGGUGGCAACAAGGCCGGCCAAGCAGCAGGCGCUUCGACUACGGCCCAAUCCUUCGCGUUUGGUGCCUUGUCACCUCACGGCAACCCCAACUACGGAAAGCCCCCCAAGGAUAUGAACCUCCAGAUACCCCCUGCGCGCAAGAAGCAGAAGACUACCGGGCAGACACCGCAGGGCGCCACUCCAUCGCCGCAAAUCAGCAAGAAAUCAUCACCUGAUAUGCGAAGAGCGUCCGAGUCUCAGGCGCCCCCCAAGCCAGUACUUCUCUGCAAGGAGCCAGAAUGCGAGCACUCGACUGUUGGCUUCCCUAACGAGCAGGCUCUCCAGAACCACAUCCAAGAAGAGCACACCAAGCCGCAUGAGGAUCCUAUGGGGUUUGUGCGGGACAACCUGGCUUUGGCUCUGGGUCUGGAACCCGACGGUACCGUGAAGAAGGAGAAGCUGGAGGCGCCGGCCAUGAGCAUGACCAACUCCAAGCAGGGUCAAACCCCAGCUACCAUGACGGCGACGCCCAUGUCUGGCGAUGGGAUGAAACGAUCGGCUAGUAGCAUGGGCAAGCCCCUAGACAACAAGGCGGGCAGCAAGACUGGCGCUACGCCCAAGCCGGUAGACAACAAGGCUGUCGAAAGCAUUGUCAAUGACCCAUGGGCCGGCUCGACGAUUGAUCCUCAAACUCUGAUGCAGAAUCUGGGUCUCGAGAAGGGAAUGGGAGUGGGCUUUGGCGGCACUUUCGACCCAACUCUCUACCGAUCGACGACACCCAAUGACACACCAGAUUCGGCCAAGGAGGGCAGUGAACCAAACAGCGACAUUUCGGAAGGCGUAAGCCUCGACAUUGGACUUGGCUGGGCGAGCCUGGAGCCUGACAUGCUUCUCAACAUGAACAUGGGCAACGCCAGUCUGGACGGCAACGCUGAGCUGGACAUGAGUGCUGUGCUUGAAGAUGCGGGCCUGGACCCUUCGAUGUUGAUGGAGCCAUCAAGACAGGCACCCGACUGGGACGAGGUUCAGGUGGACUUUUCGAAGCCUUUCCAGAUGGAUCCGAGCCAUUACUUUAUGGCAACGACUACUUCUUGA
This is a messenger RNA of Fusarium vanettenii 77-13-4, 4476 nucleotides long. RefSeq lists its product as uncharacterized. The transcript is spliced from 7 exons. The coding region runs from base 1 to 4476 and encodes 1491 amino acids. The record is from RefSeq and is a predicted model, not a curated record. NCBI's taxonomy places the organism in Eukaryota, Fungi, Ascomycota, Sordariomycetes, Hypocreales, Nectriaceae.